AUGCAGCAGCAAACACGGUACUCCCCGUCGAUGGAGGGCGGGCAGAUGAACCCAACCAUCAUCCCUGGGCGACGCAGAAAGCAGGCGUUCUUCUGGCGAAGCGGGAAGAAAAUUCCAUGGGUCACAUACUUGAUGACGACUAUUCAGAUUGCGGUUUUUAUUGCCGAGCUGGUGAGAAAUGCCCAAUUGACCGGAACGCCCAUCGAGAUCCAUCCUUCGUUUAACCCGAUGAUCGGUCCGUCCCCCUACGUGCAAAUCUAUAUGGGUUCGCGGUUUGUGCCAUGCAUGAAGAACAUCAACGGGGUACAGAACGCCAACGAGACGGUCUACUGGAACUGUCCGAACACGACCACCUCGGACUCGAGCGCGGCCAGCAAUCACUGCACGCUGUCAGAGCUGUGCGGUUUCGACGGGGUGCCCAAUCCGCACCCCGGGGGCUCGCUCAGCGACCGACCGGAGCCCAACCAGUGGUUCCGCUUCAUCAUCCCCAUGUUCAUCCACGCCGGUUUUAUCCACAUCGGCUUCAACCUGCUGACCCAGCUGACCGUCGGCUCCGCCAUGGAGCGCUUGAUCGGCUGGUGGCGCUACGCCAUCGUCUAUCUGGCCAGCGGUAUCUUCGGCUUCGUCAUGGGCGGCAACUACGCCGCUCAGGGUAUCUCGUCCUGCGGCUGCUCUGGCUGUCUCUUUGGCAUCCUCGCCCUCGAGCUACUCGACCUCCUCUAUACAUGGAAGCAGCGGCCCUCUCCCUGGGUGGAGCUGGUCAUCAUGCUGGUCGGUGUCGCCGUCUCUUUCUUCCUCGGCCUGCUUCCGGGUCUUGACAACUUCUCGCACAUCGGGGGUUUCCUCAUGGGCCUCGCGCUCGGCCUGUGCCUCAUGCGCUCGCCCAGCUCCUUACAGGAGCGCAUCGGCCUGGCUGGAAACCCCUACGUUGCCAUGAGCGGUGGGGCUGGCCCUGGCGCGAGCGACGACGACAACAAUAGCACCAACAACAAUGGGAACAACAACAACAACAACAACAGGAACGCGAACAAAGCCACCCGCCCAGCCACCAGCAUCACCGACUUCCUCAAGGGUCGCCGCGCCCCCGAAGGACCCAGCUCACUUCUCGACGUCUUCCGUGGCCGCAAACCCCUCUGGUGGGCGUGGUGGCUUGUCCGCAUCGGCUCCCUCGUCGCCAUCCUCAUCGGUUUCAUCCUCCUCAUCGUCGACUUUUACAAGUACGCCAGUUCGACUUGUUCGUGGUGCUAUCGGCUCAGUUGCUUGGUAAUAGGUCUUCCUAGUACCUUUGCCGGCGUCGUCCUCUACCUCCUGCUGAACGCCUCCUACAGCGUUGCGGUCUUCACCGAUCCCGGGUCCCCUGCGAAUCCACGCUCGAACACCUCGCGACAUGAAUAUAGCGCGUUACCCGUGACGGAGAUGCCGGCAUCGACGGCGUACACGGCGUACACGGUCAACUCGGCGGGCGGGUCGCGGUUCUGCAAGAAAUGCCAGUGUCCGAAACCCGACCGGGCGCACCACUGCUCGACGUGCAAACGGUGCGUGCUGAAGAUGGACCAUCACUGUCCCUGGCUGGCGACGUGUGUCGGGCUGCACAACUACAAGGCGUUUUUGUUGUUUCUCAUCUACACCUCUGUGUUUUGCUGGGUGUGUUUCUUCGUCUCCGCAGGCUGGAUCUGGCACGAGGUGUUUGGGCCCGACGACUCCGGCACUCUCGACAACUUUCUGCCCAUUGGCGUUGUCUUGCUGUCCAUUCUCAGCGGUAUUAUCGGGCUUGUUCUCUCGGGGUUCACAGUCUGGCAUAUCAGCCUUGCCCUGCGGGGCAUGACUACUAUCGAGUGUCUGGAAAAGACGCGGUACGUCUCGCCGCUGCGCAAGGCGCUGAACAGCCAUCGCUUCGAUACCUCGCACGGCAACCAUAAUAAUCCUGCCGAGCAGGAGGGUCUCGCCCACCGACUACAGGAGUACGGCAACCAGAUUCUAGACGCGCACGCCAACGCUAUUCCCGGCGUGACCCGCGCGGAGGAAGGCGAGGAGCGCGCGUCGCCCGUGCCGACCAGCAACCCUUCAACGCUCUCACCUGCCCAGCAGGCCCUGUCACGCUCGUACGUCGACCUCGAGCGCCAGCGCGAGACCGACCGGUACCACGACUACCUGGAGGAACAGGACAACGAGAAGCUACCGAGCGCCUUUGAUCUGGGCUGGCGAGGUAACCUGGCCCACCUGUUCGGCCCACGCCCGCUGCUCUGGUGGCUGCCUGUGUGCACGACCACAGGCGACGGCUGGCACUGGGAAGCCAGCCGCCGGUUCCUCGAGGCCCGCGAGCAGAUCCGGCGGAACCGCGAGCAGGAAUUGGCCUCUGAGCGCGAGUAUUACCGUGAUCUGUACCAACGCAAUCUGAACAACAGUCGCAGCUGGGGCAGCAACCAUAGCCGCAACAGCAGUAGCAACAAUAACAACAACAACAACCACCAGUCCGUGGCGGUGGGUAUCCCCGGCCGCACGCUGGAUGUCUCGAGCGAUCCGGAACGCCCAGCUACGGGCGUCUCCAUGAAAACGUUACGACCCAUGUCGCCGCGCCCGCGGCCGGGAGAGAGCGACUACUCGGACAACGAUGAGGAGUUCGAACAGACCGAGCACAGCGCGGCGCGUAUUCAAGGGUCUGAUGAAUGGCGUGAUUGGGAUUAG
Molecule: messenger RNA, 2685 nt
Organism: Penicilliopsis zonata CBS 506.65
Lineage: Eukaryota; Fungi; Ascomycota; Eurotiomycetes; Eurotiales; Aspergillaceae
Exons: 3
Coding region: 1-2685 (894 amino acids)
Biological process (GO): proteolysis
Cellular component (GO): membrane
Molecular function (GO): palmitoyltransferase activity; serine-type endopeptidase activity
Source: RefSeq, a predicted model, not a curated record